Fomitopsis serialis is the source of this 783-nucleotide messenger RNA. RefSeq lists its product as uncharacterized. The record is from RefSeq and is a predicted model, not a curated record. NCBI's taxonomy places the organism in Eukaryota, Fungi, Basidiomycota, Agaricomycetes, Polyporales, Fomitopsidaceae. The coding region runs from base 1 to 783 and encodes 260 amino acids. The transcript is spliced from 6 exons.
AUGACUGAAGUGGCUGAAGCUCCUCGUGACGCCGACAUAUCGAACUACAGCGUCACUCUGACAGGCUUCGUCCCCUCGGCCAAAAGCCGCUAUGCACGGAUGAACUUCGAAGUGUUGGCGACCAUUCGUCCCUUCAUCGACUUUAGUACUCAUGCCACCUUCUUGUCCGUCUCUACGACCUCAUUCUCCCCGGAAUUCCGAUGGUUUAUCUUCUGCUUCAACUGGGGGCAGCCCAUCACCCCCGACGGAGGCAAUGCCGCCCAGCCCGACGAGCUCGAGACCGUCCACGGAGGCAUAAUCUUGUUUUCCAAUGAAUGCCAGUUCUGGAAUGGGCUAAUUGCCAGAGCUGCCCACUACAUACAGCGUUACCCGGAGAAGUUCCAGGGUGCAAAGGAAGCAUAUCUCGUCAGGCUGGUGACCACAACCAGCUGUGUCAGUACCUUAAUCAAAGAACGAGCACAAUUGGCCUCGAGUGGCCUCGGCGCUUCCCUGUUCUCGACACACCACGGCGGCGCUCCAGGCAUCUCGUGCAUCGAGUCUCGAUGGCCGCUCACCCUCUACCCCGAGCCACUCCGGAACGAGCGCGAGGACCGUUCACGACCCUGGUGCAAGGCGACUCAGGAUGCGGAUGCGGCCAGGCCUAGGAUUGGAAAAGAGAAGGAGCACCCGUACCGCUGUGACGGGUCUGUACCGAGGCGGGUAAGGGUACAGGUCGAUGGGACUCCGGUCAACGGAGAGGAUUUCUGGCACACGGUGCGCAUCAGCAAAUCAGGCAACUUCUGA